GCUCCGUCCCUCCCUCUCCCUCCGUCCCUCCCUCCGCAGCGAGCCCCGGCAUCCCGGGACACCGGCAUCCCGGGACAGCGGCACACCGCGACAGCGCGACAGCGCGACAGGGCACCCUCGCGGGCAGGACCCACCCCCGGCAUCCCCGGAGCCCGGCUGCCGAGUGCCAUGGCCGCGAGCCCCCGCUGACAUCGCCCCCCACGCCUUGGGGUGCCCCGCUGGCAUCGCCCCCCACGCCUCGCGGUGCCCCUGCUGACAUCGCCCCCCACACUUCGCGGUGCCCCCGCAGCCAUGGGUGACUCCUACGCCGCCGCCUUCCCCAGCGCCCCGGGGCUGCUGUCGCCGUCCGCCAGCCCCCAGGCCUCCCCCGGCCCCUACGGCCCCGACUACGGCCCCUUCGGGCACCCCUUCCCAGCCCCGUCCGGCGCCCAGGAGGUGCUGGGGGCCCCCGUGGUGGUGGCCAAGGGGCACCCCGCGGGCGAGUGCCUGCCGGGGGUGUACCCCUCGCUGGAGAUGCCGCACCCCUACGGCUCCUGGUACAAGGGCGGCAUCGGCGGGGGGCUGCCGGGGGGCUCCGGGCCCGCGGCCCCGUCCUGGUGGGAUGUGCACCCCAACGGGGGCUGGCUGGGGGGGCCGGCGGGCGCCGAGGGGCUGCAGGGCUCGCUGCAGGGCCAGCCCACCCUCAGCCCCCCUCUGCCCACCUACGGCUCCGAUUUCGGCGCUCUGAACCCCCCUCCAUACACCAACGCCCCCGCGGCGCCCCCCGCCCCUAAACCCGCGCCGGGCGAGACCCCCAAGGGUCCCCGCGGCGGCUCCUUGGGGGGACGCCCGGCGUGCGAUUGUCCCAACUGCCAGGAGCUGGAGCGGCUCGGGGGCCCGGCGGGGUCGCGGCGGAAGCCGGUGCACAGCUGCCACAUCCCGGGCUGCGGCAAGGUGUACGGCAAAGCGUCGCACCUGAAGGCGCACCUGCGCUGGCACACGGGCGAGCGGCCCUUCGUGUGCAACUGGCUCUUCUGCGGGAAGCGCUUCACCCGCUCCGACGAGCUGGAGCGCCACGUCCGGACCCACACGCGAGAGAAGAAGUUCACCUGCCUGCUGUGCAGCAAGCGCUUCACCCGCUCCGACCACCUCAGCAAGCACCAGAAGACCCACGCCGACCCCCCCAAGCCGCCCCCCGGCGCCGAGCAGCCCCCGGCGUCCCCCCGGCCGCCGCCCGCCUCGCCCGGCAAGGACGGCGGCAGUCCCGAGGCCGGGAGUUUGUUGGAGAUUUGAGCCUUUCCGCCUUCAUCUUCCUCUUCCUCCUCCUCCGCGCCGCUGGGGAUAUUUAUUACGGGGUGCUGCUCCCCCCAAGCCCCCUCCCCCUCAGUUCCCCAGCUCCUCGUUAGCC
Molecule: messenger RNA, 1387 nt
Organism: Onychostruthus taczanowskii (white-rumped snowfinch)
Lineage: Eukaryota; Metazoa; Chordata; Aves; Passeriformes; Passeridae
Gene: SP7
Product: Sp7 transcription factor
Exons: 2
Coding region: 292-1272 (326 amino acids)
Biological process (GO): regulation of transcription by RNA polymerase II
Molecular function (GO): RNA polymerase II cis-regulatory region sequence-specific DNA binding; DNA-binding transcription factor activity, RNA polymerase II-specific
Source: RefSeq, a predicted model, not a curated record